UUUACUAUAGUCUUUAGUCAAAGAAAUACUUGACUGGUUACAGUAAAAACUCUUCUUUUCUUAUUCUUCGUUUUACCUGUCUUUUAUUGUAUAUGAUUGUAUGUGAUUAUGUCUGUAAUGUUAUUGUGCUAUAAAAGUUUAAACCCAGUUACUAUCAAUUAAAACUGUAAAAGACACAAGUAAUUUUGGCUGAAAAAGUUAUACAUGAACAAACAUAUAUUCUUACAUUUUUCCUUUUUCUGACAUAAAUUAACUGGUAGAAGUUAAAAACUUCUUGAGGGUGAGUUAAUGAGAAAGUGAUCUACCAACCAGAUGGUGGUAAUGAAUUAUGAUGAAUACAAACCAAGAAUCUGAAAAUGGAAGCAAAGAUUGGAAGAGGAGCUUUUGGAGCUACUUUUCUUGUUCUUCAUAAGUGUGAGAGAAGGAAAUAUGUGUUGAAGAAGAUUCGUUUAGCAAAGCAAACAGAGAAGUUCAAGCGCACAGCUCAUCAAGAGAUGGAUCUGAUAUCAAAGCUGAAGAAUCCCCACAUUGUUGAAUACAAAGAUUCAUGGGUAGACAAGGAUUAUGUUUGCAUUGUGACGAGUUAUUGUGAAGGCGGAGACAUGGCUCAGCUUAUAAAGAAGGCAAGAGGAACUUUUGUGCCUGAAGAGAUGCUCUGCAAAUGGCUGACCCAACUAUUGCUAGCUGUGGACUACCUCCAUUCCAACCGGGUUCUUCACCGGGAUCUUAAGUGUUCCAACAUAUUCCUCACAAAAGAAAACAACAUUCGCCUAGGUGAUUUUGGCUUUGCAAAACUCCUAAACAAUGAUGAUCUCGCAUGCUCGGUUGUGGGUACCCCAAAUUAUAUGUGUCCUGAGCUUCUUGCAGACAUACCCUAUGGCUAUAAAUCAGACAUUUGGUCCUUAGGUUGCAGUAUGUUUGAAAUAGCUGCACAUCAGCCUGCAUUUAGAGCUCCUGACAUGGCAGGUCUCAUCAAUAAAAUAAACAGAUCCUCCAUUUCUCCCCUCCCAACUGUCUAUUCCCCUGAACUGAAACGGAUGAUCAAAAGUAUGCUACGGAAGAACCCAGAGCACAGACCAACAGCUGCAGAGCUACUAAGGCAACCGCCAUUAAAACCAUAUCUUCUUGCACAAUGCCAUAGUCUACCUCCUGUUUUCAAGCCAAUAAAAUCUGAGUGCAGCAACAACAAAUUUAGUCUCACCAGAAACUUCAGAUCUCCCGGAAAGCCAAGUCCAUCGAAAGGAUUAGGCAUUGUUCAGCCGGUGCAUACUGAUGAUCUUGUAAUCACCCAGAAUCUGAGUAUGAUCAAUGGCUGCCAAAACUGCCAGAAAAGACCCAGUAGUGGUAGCUCAGAGCUUACUUCAAAUGCCAUGUUAAGAGAUUCUCAAGAAGAAGGUAAAAUUAGUUCUGAUCAUGAGAUAGUAACAAAAUGCUGCUUACCCACCACGGUAAACUCAAAUUCAGUGAAACCCAGGUCAGAAAACAGAUCACUAACAAGUAAAUUGACUGUUCAAUGUGGAGAUAAGAUCAGGGAAAAUGAAAACAACAACCUUAAGAAUCCUUCAAAGCAGAAAGGGCAAGAAGAUGAUAUUCAGAGAUUAAAGGGAGGAUCAAGUGAACCGUCCUUGAUGAGUUUGCUCCAUGGAUAUGAAGAGAAGAUGAAGCGAAUUAAUCCUGAGAGUCAAAAAAGGGCAGAAGCUUUGGAAUCUCUGUUGGAGAUCUGUGCAGGUUUGCUUAGAGAAGAAAGGUUUGAGGAGCUUGCUGGUGUAUUGAGACCAUUUGGGGAAGAAGCUGUCUCAUCAAGAGAGACUGCAAUUUGGUUGACAAAGAGCUUGAUGAAAAUUCAGAAAGAUGGUGGUAAAUAAUCUGCAAAUUUACUCUAAUCACAACCAGUUUUCCAUUAGUAACUUAAUAUUUUGAGUAGUUUUUGUAACUUACAAUGUGAUGAUAUAUAUAUUUAUAGUACAGAAUAUGAAAAUGAUCAUUAAUCU
Molecule: messenger RNA, 1991 nt
Organism: Carica papaya (papaya)
Lineage: Eukaryota; Viridiplantae; Streptophyta; Magnoliopsida; Brassicales; Caricaceae
Source: RefSeq, a predicted model, not a curated record